Molecule: messenger RNA, 2201 nt
Organism: Meleagris gallopavo (turkey)
Lineage: Eukaryota; Metazoa; Chordata; Aves; Galliformes; Phasianidae
Source: RefSeq, a predicted model, not a curated record
CAUCCACACCAGGUGCUGGUGAUAGGCACAGUGCAAACAACCAGACACAUAUUUACAUGUAGCGGUCUGUCUGGUUCCAGCACUUAAUCUCUCAGGCUCCACCAGCAGCAGGUAGCCAGACCCUGAACUCCUGCAGCAAAUAUGCCGUUUGGCUCCUGCCCAUUCUGGAGAAUGCUGUUUUUUGUAAGUUUAGCAGGGUUUCUUUCAGAUUUGUCUGAAACUGGAGCUUUUGCCAGUCAGAGUGACUGCGACAGUACAACCAUAGAUAACGUGACUCAGAGCCUUCAGAAAUAUUCAACAUGCCUUCCUGAAAUGGCCAAAAAAGAUGGACGAGAUUCACUCAAUCGCCUUAUCUGGAUACUGAAAGACAGCCUUAAUCUUCUGCAACCUUUGCAAGGCAAAUUUUGCAAGCAUCUACCUCAGUGCCCGCAGCCUAUCGCCCCGAAGAAUGGUGGGAUAGUGUGCAUCACUAUUGGCAGCACUGAGUACUGCAAACCCAUGUGCAACAAGGGUUACGAUUUCUCGUUCCUCAGAAGAAGCAGGCUGUAUGAAAGCUGUGAUAGUAGCACUGGCUUUACCUGGACGACUCAACUGACUGGAGGGCAGACACUGGCUGUCUGUGAACCCUCGGAGAAGGCCGUGAGUGGAGCUGAAUCUGCUUAUUUCCCCGACAACAGCAGCUGCCUGCACACAUUAGCCUACAGCGAGCCCGAGCAGCUGGACACCUUCCUCGGAGAGCUUGCUAAGCAAGGCAUAGACACCUUCAACCACAACAAGGAGGCAGACUGUCUAAUAUGUGGUUAUUAGCAGGAGGGACUGGCAGGCACGGCAUGCUUGUACCACAGACCAAGUGGCUAGCUGUGUUUGGACUAUUUCAACAAGAAAAGCAGAGCAGUAAAGUCCCUUCUAAGAGCCGUGAACAUACAGUUUGCAUUUAGUUAAAAGAUUUGAGAUCACAGUCACCACUUGACCUCAGCUCUUGGGUACGGAUGCAUACACUAAAUCUAGUCGCAUAGCUCACAGCAGGGGCAUUUCAAAGAAUGCAGAUUAUAUUUUUAUGCCUUAAAUUUGUCUUACCGUAAUUAUAAGGGAAUUACAGCCUCUUUAUUGAUGCAGUUAUUAGUUAAGCACAAUAAUUGUUCUCAGAAAUCAUCUUCUGUAAAGAAGGAUCAUUUUUAUGGAGGAAGAGUUUGCUUGUAGCUGCUUUCACAGUUGUGAGUUAAUCACUGUUGUUGCUUUGGUGAACAUUAAAACUGUGCAAGUCACAACAGCUAUGGCUAUAGGAAACAACUCUGUGCACGUGCCUGUGUGCUCGGGGGUGAAAUUAGACUGUGUGUACAGGUGUUUAGAGUGCUGCGGCUCACAUGAGCUAAGGAUAUGAAGCUCUGAAGUUUGCUGGGGGAACAGCUCAAACAUCUUUCCAUUUGUAUUUACAAGCCUGAGGAUGUCCCACAGAAGUAAAUACAAUCAGGCACAGUUCAGAGCAUUUACAGCACUCUAAAAGUGCCCUGUAUUCUUGCUGUAGCUAGAUAAAAGAGCAGGAAAAAUGCAACAUUUCAGUCUAGCACAAAAUGUGAGAAAUGGGAUCACCCUAUAUUAUCAGAAAUUUCCAUCAUGUCUUCUUAGGCAGAGGUUACUGCAAACUGUGGUUGAACUUCAGAGGAGGAAUACAAAAGCAGCUGAGGUCCAGAAUCACAGAAUGGCCCACAUUGGAAGGGAUUUCAAGAACCAUGAAUCUCCCACCCCCACCACAGGCAGGGCCACCAACCUCCCCAUUUAAUACUAGACCAGGUUGCCCAGGGCCCCGUCCAAUCUGGCCUUGAACACUCCAGGGACAGGGCAUCCAUAACCUCUCUGGGCAGCCUGAUUAGAAUGGAGCUCUAGGGCUUUGGACUGAGCGCAGGGCGGACUGGCUAAGAUGCUUUGGUGUCAGUACAACUGUACUGGGGCCGUUUUCCUGGGCCUACCCAAGGAUAUCUGCAGCUCCUGGCUAGUCACCCUCCCUGGUCUCCCUCCCUUUACCGUAUUUCCAAACCCAGUCUACGCUGAGGCAGAUUUGGCUGUUACCACCACUAGCAAAAAUUUACCUCAUCAUCCAAAUUCGUAGCAACUCAAAUAUGAACAAAGAUAUGAUCAAGUGAUUUUUUUGUAAUUUAUUCUUAUGAUGAAAUAUAAAAACAUUUGUUCCUGCUUCCACUUCA